CACACACACACAGACACACACACACACACACACACACACGGACAUGGAGAGCUGUGCGCCAGCGCUGCCGGACGCUCCUCUGCGCUUUUCCAGCGAGUCGGACUGAAACGCGGCGAACUGCUGCCAGCAGCUUUUGCGCAGCGACACUGGUUUAUCAACGCUUAUGAGGUGUAGACCAGUUGCUCCCCAACAAAGCGAGUGUGCUGACUCAUUCCCAGAAGACACAGCCUCCUGCAGACCAGUAAAUUACAUUGAGUCAUGGCUCUGUUGAGGAGAUUGAACCAGUUACUCCUAAUGCUGCUGAUCCUGAUGGUGUGUGUCAUCCUGUACAACAAGGUGCACAAAGCUAAAGCCUCUCCAGGCCGCACAGAUGUCAGGGCGAGCCAGAGGGAGAGCCACAAACCUGCGCCGGAGGGAACAGAGGCUUCAGAGGCUGUAAUACCUGUGGUGAUCUGCGCAGCACAGGAACGCAUGGGUGGCACAAUGGCGACCAUCAACAGCAUCCAUAGCAACACAGAUGCCAGCUUGUUCUUCUACAUUAUCACCCUGCGGGAUGCUGUACAGCAUGUGAGAGAAUACAUAGGAAAUUCCAAACUGAAGGGUAUCAACUACAAGAUCAUAGAGUUCAACCCCAUGAUUCUGAAAGGAAGAGUGAGACCAGAUUCCUCACGGCCCGAAUUGCUCCAUCCUCUCAACUUUGUGCGCUUUUACCUACCACUGCUCAUCAUCAAACACAGGAGAGUUGUGUAUUUGGAUGAUGACGUCAUUGUGCAAGGUGACAUCCAGGAGCUCUACAACAUGAAGUUGCAGCCAGGUCAUGCAGCUGCGUUUGCCAGCGACUGCGACCUUCCCUCCACCCAUGAGAUGGUGCGAAGUGUGGGCAUGCAGACAACAUACAUGGGCUUCCUGGACUACAGGAAGCGGGAGGUGAGGGAGCUGGGGAUCAACCCCAGCGACUGUUCCUUCAACCCAGGGGUCUUUGUGGCUGACAUUGAAGAGUGGAAACGCCAGAAAAUCACCUUGCAGCUCGAAAAAUUGAUGCAGCAGAAUUUUAGGGACAAUCUUUUCAGUAGUGCUAUGGCGGGGGGAGUGGCCACACCACCUAUGCUGAUUGCAUUCUACAGGAAGUACACACCUAUCAACCCACUGUGGCAUGUGAGACAUCUGGAAAAUUCCCAGAAACAAGCAGUAUGUCAGGAGAAUAAGAACAAGGCUGGAGCCCUGACACCCGCUACUCGGACACUUUCUUGCGGGAAGCACAACUGCUGCACUGGAACGGCCAUUUCAAGCCCUGGGAUUACCCUUGUGUUCACAAGGAGCUCUGGGAGAAGUGGUACAUCCCAGACCCCACAGGGAAGUUCUCACUGGUUCGGCCCAACACCUGAGAGGAAAUACUCACAUACCGACAGCGCCGUUUGGAGGAAAGAAUCUGAGAGACUGGAUAGUUACAAACGUGAACUUUCCUUUUAACUUUAGUGCUGUUGGGUGCAUGCAAAGUUUUCAGGUGAAUAUAAUCACCAAGACUUUCACAGCUUACCUCUCUUAAAACAAUCACUAAUCAGGAUAUCAAGACUUUUGCGCACCACUUCCGACAAAAAGCUCCACGCUACAAAACUACUUGAAAUGUUUACGAGUAUCGUGUUAGAAAGUACAUAGAAUCAGACUUGGACAUGGGUUUUGAAGAAAUGUUGUAUUAAACGCUACACAAAAAGAAUGAAAUGGUUGGCUUAAAGGUAUUUCCAAAGUCCUUUAUUAUUUAUGGUCAAGGUGGACAUUUUUCGGAACAUUGCAUCACUAUGCUCGUAUUGUAUUUAAAUGCUAAAGCUGC
Messenger RNA from Scleropages formosus (Asian bonytongue), 1828 nucleotides. It is a transcript of the gene glt8d2, whose product is annotated as glycosyltransferase 8 domain containing 2. The coding region runs from base 259 to 1470 and encodes 403 amino acids. Gene Ontology annotation, cellular component: Golgi apparatus. The transcript has 12 exons. Lineage: Eukaryota; Metazoa; Chordata; Actinopteri; Osteoglossiformes; Osteoglossidae. Gene Ontology annotation, molecular function: glycosyltransferase activity. The record is from RefSeq and is a predicted model, not a curated record.